GAGGAAGAGGAGGAGGAGGAAGAGGAGCGGGGAGGAGGAGGGGGGGGCUUAGCCAGACCAGCCACAUACACCCCCCUCUUUAGACGGAACAAGCGAGAAGAUUUCUCUCUCCCUCCCCCCACCCCCGAAUCCACCUUCCUCGCUCCACCCCUGGAUCUUUUGAUGGAGAGCGCAACCCCACCGCGAGCACAGGAGCAGCGGGGCUCCCUGGAUCGGGCAGCCCGGCAGCAAAAUGCUGAUAGUUGAAAAGACAGCUGACCACCCUGUUCCCGAAUACUCCCUGGUAGAAGAUGCUGCCUUCCAUGCCACGUACUUGAUGGACAGGCUGAACGAGCAGCGCCUCUUCCAGCCCGACUUGUGCGACGUGGACAUCGUCCUGGUGCAUCAGAAGUCCGUCUUGCCGGCCCACAAGGGGGUCCUGGCAGCCUACAGUCCGUUCUUCCACUCCCUCUUCACCCAGAACAAGCAGCUCCAGAGAGUCGAGCUUUCUCUGGAGGCCUUGACCGCCCUGGGCCUUCAGCAGAUCUUGAACUUUAUCUACACCUCGAAGCUCUUGGUCAACGAUGCCAACGGUCAGGAUGUCCUGAAGGCGGCCUCGGUCUUGCAGAUGACCGACAUCGCCUCCUCCGUUCAGGAACUCCUCACCACCCGAGCUCUCAGCUUGGCCAUGACCAACAACAUGGCAUUGGCUUCGGACAACGCUAGCAAAGCCACCCCACUGCCUCAGUUCUUCUGCGACGUGAAGCAAGAAAUGGACCCCACACGCCCUAAGAUCUUCGCCCGAGAAGGCAACAUCCCGUAUUCUGUGCGGGUGGAGGAUGGCAACCGAGACCAGCCUACUACGGCCAACAAGACGUUCUACAAGGAAGAGGAACGCGGAGCUCCCCCUGUCUGCAAGAUGGAAGGGGACGCUGCGGAGACUCCCUUGGGCAGCCAAGGCUCCUACAGCCGUGGCGAGCAGAUCAUUGUGGAGGUCAACCUGAACAACCAGACCCUCAACGUCUCUACGGGUGCAGAGGGACAGCCUACUGCGGCCAACCAAGCGGCUGCAGAAGCUGGACGGCCAGAAGGAGGUUCCUCGGUGGUGGGUCGGGAACAAGAAGACGGCGGUAAGCAAGAUGAAGAGGACGAUGCAGAUAUGGGUGAGGAAGAUGGGCGCUCGGAAGAGGAAGACCUGGAAGAGGAGAACACCUCGGAAGAGGAAGAAGAAGAGGAGGAGGAAGAGGAGGAGGAAGAAGAAGAAGAAGAGGAGGAGGAGGAAGAGGAGGACAGAGGGGACAAUGUGGCCAAGAGUAGAGGGGAGAAGACCGGAGGACCUCGGAGAACUAGGUCACUGGCCAAGGCCACCAACUCAUCCACGUCCCCCAAAAUGGGUGAGGUUCCCACCACGAUGGAAGGAGAGGAGGAGGAGGAGGAGGAGGGAGAAGCUGAAGACGAAGUCGCUGAGCGGGACGAGGGGAAUCAGAGAGCCAAGAAGCAGAAGAAGGACCAGGAUACUCCCGGCCAGAAGGUCAAGCUGGAGGAGAAGCAACAUUAUCCGUGCAAGAAGUGUCCGCGCGUGUUCAACAACCGCUGGUACCUGGAGAAGCACAUGAACGUCACGCACACCCGCAUGCAGAUUUGCGAGAAGUGUGGCAAGAGAUUCCUGCUGGAGAGUGAGCUGGUCUUGCACCACCAGACGGACUGUGAGAAGAACAUCCAGUGCAUGACUUGUGGGAAGGUUUUUAAGAAGCUCUGGUCGCUGCAUGAGCACAACAAAAUUGUCCACAGUUACGCCGAGAAGAAAUUCUCCUGCGAGAUCUGCGAGAAAAGGUUCUACACAAUGGCGCACGUGCGGAAACACAUGGUUGCUCACACGAAGGACAUGCCGUUCACCUGCGAGACGUGUGGGAAGUCCUUCAAGCGAAGCAUGUCACUGAAAGUCCAUUCCCUCCAGCACUCAGGCGAGAAGCCAUUCAAAUGUGAGAAUUGCAAUGAGCGAUUCCAGUACAAAUACCAGCUGCGUUCGCACAUGAGCAUCCACAUCGGCCACAAACAGUUCAUGUGCCAGUGGUGCGGGAAGGACUUCAACAUGAAGCAGUAUUUUGACGAGCACAUGAAAACACACACAGGCGAAAAACCAUACAUCUGUGAGAUCUGUGGGAAGAGCUUCACCAGUCGCCCCAACAUGAAACGCCACCGGCGGACGCACACGGGCGAGAAGCCCUACCCUUGCGAUGUCUGCGGUCAGCGCUUCCGGUUCUCCAACAUGCUCAAGGCUCACAAGGAGAAGUGUUUCCAGGUCAGCAACCCCACCGGUUUAGACGCCAACCGAGAUACGAACUCUCUUGGUCUCCUCGCUUCUCCAAACACCAACUCAAUUCUCCUGGCCACCGGCGUCCCUCUCCAUUCGUCCUCGCCUUCCCAUGCGCUUCCUUUGCCUCUCGGACAUCCUCACGCGCACCCCAUACCUGCUCCUCCUCCUCCUCUUCUACCACCGCCACCGCCAGCUCUCUUCCCUGGUAGCAGAGUGAACAUGGGCAACUAGACCCCGCUCAACCUCUGGUGUGUCAAACUUGGCUCAUAAUUCUGUAGGUCUCUCUCUGAUGCCAUUGUGGUUUUGUGGUCAGCGGGCAUCACAUUGGGGUUUUAGUUUGAGGGACCUGACGUUCUUGGUUCUUCAACAGGAGCAUCUAGAACCUUGAGAUUAUGGUUGCUACUCAAGCCACAGAGAUGACAUUGUUGAUCUAUUUGCUCAUGGAAGGAGGCCGACCACUUUUGCAGUUUUGACCAAGUCUUCUGAGAUAUGUUGGACUUCAGCUCCUACAUCCGUAUGGAUGGUGUAGGAGAAACAGUUAUUUAUUGACUCUGAAGAUCUUGAGAAGAUGAUAAGAGCUUGCAAGGUGGGAAGACACAGCCAAGGACUUUCCGAACCUAUCUGGUCAGAUAAUAGGUUUGGGUUUCUCUUGGAGGUUGAAAUGGAGGGUGCCUUCACUCAAGGCAAGAAGGUUGGGAAGGGAGCACUCCAGUUUUUCAUGGUCCUCCGAAUGGAAGUAGAGAAAUAUGGAAACCUUGCUCCACGGAAGUCCCAAAGGUGCUUUUUCAGGAGGCAACUGGA
This is a messenger RNA of Notechis scutatus (mainland tiger snake), 3097 nucleotides long. It is a transcript of the gene ZBTB47, whose product is annotated as zinc finger and BTB domain containing 47. Lineage: Eukaryota; Metazoa; Chordata; Lepidosauria; Squamata; Elapidae. The record is from RefSeq and is a predicted model, not a curated record. Gene Ontology annotation, molecular function: DNA-binding transcription factor activity, RNA polymerase II-specific; protein binding. Gene Ontology annotation, cellular component: nucleus. Gene Ontology annotation, biological process: regulation of transcription by RNA polymerase II.